Ruditapes philippinarum (Manila clam) is the source of this 678-nucleotide messenger RNA. RefSeq lists its product as uncharacterized. Gene Ontology annotation, molecular function: calcium ion binding. Gene Ontology annotation, cellular component: extracellular region; lysosome. The coding region runs from base 181 to 678 and encodes 165 amino acids. The transcript has 5 exons. The record is from RefSeq and is a predicted model, not a curated record. Lineage: Eukaryota; Metazoa; Mollusca; Bivalvia; Venerida; Veneridae. Gene Ontology annotation, biological process: cell-matrix adhesion.
AUUAAAACUAGGACAUUGGUUUGUUUAACUACCCAGCUAUUAUAAACCGGUGUUAUCAGUUAUCAUUAAGUUAUAUUUAGAUUCCAACGCGGGUAUACUCAUGUGAGAUACUACAAUAUUAAUACAUCGAAGGAUUUUAUAAACAGUCAAGUCAAUUUUCAUCUUGACUUAGCAUUUAGAAUGGCGUUACGUUUGCUGAGCCUUGUGGCGCUAUGUGUUGUCACUGUUUAUGGACAAACCAAGUACUGCUGCCAUCCGGUGACCUGGGAAUCCGUUAACUUUCUUCAUGAAGGACAAGUUGCCUCGGGAACAAAGAAAGCAGUAUUUACUGAGGGUACUGAAAUGACGUCAGUUGACGGGGACGGACACAGGAUAGCUUCACUAUCAACACUGAAUUCUGGAGGAUUCAAAGUCAAUGUACAGAUAGUACAACUCUUUGAUAAGGGAGUAAUGUACACAGUACAGAGUGGAGAAUGCAAGCAGACACAGUUACCUCCCUGGACGCCAAAAUGUGUACCAGACAGUGCAACACUUCUAAAACACUCAUACUACGGAGUUGGCGACGAUAAAAUUGAUAUAGACAUAUAUGGUAUACAGUCCGGGCCUAACACUAUAUAUCUGACAGUAUCGUCUGCUGACUGCACGCCCAUGUACCAGUCUGCUUAUGGGACGGCCUGA